Messenger RNA from Aspergillus wentii DTO 134E9, 1212 nucleotides. Its product is annotated as wax synthase family protein. The record is from RefSeq and is a predicted model, not a curated record. NCBI's taxonomy places the organism in Eukaryota, Fungi, Ascomycota, Eurotiomycetes, Eurotiales, Aspergillaceae. Gene Ontology annotation, biological process: lipid metabolic process. The coding region runs from base 1 to 1212 and encodes 403 amino acids. The transcript has 2 exons.
AUGGCCGACUCACCCUCGUGGUCUCUUCCACUGCCUCAAUGGCUUCUCAUCCAAGCCAUCACCGGAUUGACGGCUUCUUUUACUUCGCCUCACUCACUCCUCCGCCAUGCAGCGGUGGUCGCAGCUGUUGCGUUGGCCUGGUCGGUCCAAGCGGCCGUCAACAGCCCAGACGCAGACAAGAAAUUGGGAGGACCACUCGCAGCGAUGGGAUGGGUGAAUGUGCUUAAUGCGAUUGAUUUGCUUUUGUUGAGUCGCGUGUCCUACCAGGAGCAGAUUGAGUGGGAGAAAAAAGCAUCAAACGGCAGUGAAAAGUCUGCACCGUCGAUAUUCAGACAAUUCGGCUGGUCAUUCAACAUCGCUUUCAACUAUCGUCGCGUGCAUACACCCUGGCAGAUCGCGUAUGUGCCUCAAUUUGAUAAAAAUGAUCGCAACUACAUCCCCUCUCGCCUUGCGUUUAUCGGUAAAUGCGGACUGGAAGUAUGCAUAGCAGCCGCGAUGCUGCAUUUCUUCACCGUCGAAACCACCUUUCCUGGACUGGCGGAGGUGAUGCCCGAGAUUGCGAGGAGUAAGCGGGUGAUGAUCCCGUCUGCUGCGACGACGCUGCAGAGUAUCUUGGUUCAGGCGUCGUUUACGCUGUCGUUUGGGAUUUUGACCAGAUCGGCGAUUAUCCUUCCGUAUAACGCUGUUGGGGUGAUUUGUGUUGCGCUGGGUGUUUGUUCGCCUGCUGCGUGGCCGCCUGUUAGUGGUUCGUUGAGUGAGGCGUAUUCCCUUCGGCAGUUUUGGAGAUCUGCAUGGCAUCAAUCCCUCCGCAGACCCCUUGUCGCAAGCACAGACUGUCUCCUCUUCUCCCUCCUCCGUCUAACCAGAGGGACCCUCGCAGCCUGCUACAUCCGUCUCUUCCUCGUCUUCUUCAUGUCCGGUCUCGUCCACGCAUUCAUGGACAUGGGCUUCACCGUCCCCCUCGAAGAGACCGGGAGUUUGUGGUUCUUCGUCCUCCAGGUUCCCGCCAUUAUCGCCGAGAUUAUCUUCCAGAAGUUCUGCUCAAAGACUGGGGGUAAACUCAGGCAGAUCCUGGGAUAUGUCUGGGUGUUGUCAUUUCUAGCGUGGGCUACCCCGGUCUGGAUUGAUCCGAUUAUUUGGAGGCUGUAUGAGGGGGGCAUUCGGGUUCCUUCGCCGUUUUUGUUUAUUGGGGGGCAUUCAUUUUUGGAGUAG